Musca domestica (house fly) is the source of this 4480-nucleotide messenger RNA. It is a transcript of the gene Fak, whose product is annotated as focal adhesion kinase 1. The record is from RefSeq and is a predicted model, not a curated record. Bases 567 to 4160 code for a protein of 1197 amino acids. Gene Ontology annotation, molecular function: protein tyrosine kinase activity; ATP binding. The transcript has 19 exons. Gene Ontology annotation, cellular component: cytoskeleton; focal adhesion. NCBI's taxonomy places the organism in Eukaryota, Metazoa, Arthropoda, Insecta, Diptera, Muscidae. Gene Ontology annotation, biological process: signal complex assembly; protein phosphorylation.
GAUACAUUUUGCGGAGGUGGUUGGUGAUUGGUUGUUUUUGAUUGCAAAAUAAUACUUUUUUUACGAAAUAAUAAACGAAUUAAAUGUAUUAAAAUUAAAUAAAAUACAAGAUGAAAAACUAAAGGCCACUAUCAAGGCAAACGCAACACAUUGUAUGGAAUAUAGAGAGUGUAAACAUAAUUUAAUUCUAUACGAUUUAAUGUUUUUCCCAUUUUGCUCUCUUCAUUACUACUGGUGGCUGCAAAUAGAUAGAAAAGAAAAUAUUGUAUUUUAUUUGUGAAUGCCCCGCCGCAUUGGAAGGAAAUAAGAAAAACCACUGACUGGCUGGUAGGCUUGCAUUCCUAGCUGGGUCCAAAGGAUAUUUGGAAUAGAGUGACUGUGGCGGCGAAAAGAAAAUUUGUAUAAAAUAAUAUCAAGAGAAGGACAAGUUGAACACACACACAAAUGUAUCCAUGAUUUGAUUUAAUCCUCCUGGAAACAACAUUGAUCAAUCAAACAUUGUUUGUUUGUCUUAGGAUAUUGAUCUGAGACAACGGAGCAUAGCCAGAACAAAAACUUAUAAAAGCAUGUCUCAAAAUUCUAACCAAAGUAACCUAACAUCCUUGAAUGUCUACUGGCCGAAUAAUCUUCACCAUGCGGUCAGCCUGGAUGAACAAAAGGACACGGUCCAAGAUAUCAUUGAAAAGACGGUGGCCAUGGUACCCUAUGCCAAGAAGCCCAAUCCACGUUACUAUGCAUUGCGUCUGCAAAACAUGGUCAGCAAAGAAACCCUGUGGAUGAACAAAACAACGAAAAUACAAAAACUUCUUGAACAUAUUUGGAAUUCCACCUGUCCGAAUACCGAGUGUCCCCAACAGAAAUCACAACAUAUACCGCCAACUGUAAAUGUUAACGAUAAGCUUAGCGUUUGGAGGCCCGAGUUGCGUAUCCGCUACUUGCCUCACAGUCUUCGGGAACUUUUCAAUGAAGAUAAAAUCACAUGUUAUUUCUAUUUUGAUCAGGUUAAACAAGAUUUUAUUCAAUCGAAUUCGACGAGUAUCGACUUUGAUAGUGCAAUACAGCUGUGUUGCCUCAGUAUGCUGCACUAUUUUCGUAAUAUGACCACAGCGAUACCGGAUAAAAAGACACAGCAUGUGGAACACAUAGACAAAGAAGUGGGAUUUAAUCAAUUUCUACCAAAAACUGUGAUAUCUUCAACAAAGCCAAAGAAUCUGAAAAAAGUGAUACUCGCAACAUAUAAAAAAUUAUACCAUUUAACCGAUAUCGAAUACAUAACGAAGUAUUUCGAUAUUUUGAAGAAUUUCUACGAAACCGAAUAUGAAAAGUUUUCCGUAACGCUGAGUUCAUCGUGGAACAUAUCUAGUUAUCUUUAUGUUGGCCCGAAAAUAGGCAUUUCAUAUCAAACCCAUCCCCAGACAAAUAUGACCCAAGUGGCCACAUUUAAGGAUAUAAAUCGUAUUACCACUUUAUUUCUACCCAAAGAAGAUGCACAUUCCAAUCACGAGAAAAGUCUACUCAAAUCAUUGCCACCCAGCAUCGAUGAUAAUUUGGGCCAGGGGAAACCAUGUCGAUGUCGCGAAAUGAAGACACAAGUUAAAAUAACUACAACAAGCAAAGAUGAAGAUCUGGUGAUAACAUGUAAUGGUUAUAAUACUGCCACAAGUAUUGCAAAUCUCAUUGAGGGUUAUUGCCUUUUGAUUAGCAAUAAUCAGGUUUGCACUCUAUGGAAUCCCAUUGGUGGCAAUGUGAAAAAUGAUACAACAAAUAGCCUAAAUAAUGGCGGUGGUGGUGGCGGCGAUCAUGCAAACGAAACAAAUUAUAGCGAAAAUUCUAAACCAAAAUUAAGUGAAGAUUAUGCUGAACUGGGUUUGGCCGAUGAAGAGGGGGAUUAUUCGACACCAGCUGUAAGAAAUUAUGAAUUGGAUCGCUCGGAAAUAACCCUAAACAAUACCAUUGGAGUGGGCCAGUUUGGUGAUGUCUACAUUGGCACAUAUCACACUAAAGUGAAAUGUGGUAACGGCAAGGGUGAUAAAAACGAUAUUGGUAAUUCGGCAAUUAUACAGGUGGCCGUCAAGACAUGUAAAACAAAUGAUGAUCCCGAAAAAAUGGAAAGAUUCCUCGAAGAGGCCUAUGUCAUGCAAAAAUUCGAUCAUCCCCAUAUUAUCCGUUUAAUCGGCAUAUGCAGUGAAUCUCCAGUAUGGAUUGUCAUGGAAUUAGCCGAAUAUGGUGAACUGCGAGCAUAUCUUAAAUCGAAUGCUGAAAAAUUACGAAGGGAGACAUUGCUGCUGUAUUGUUAUCAGCUAUCUACUGCCCUUAGCUAUUUGGAAUCUAAGAAAUUCGUGCAUCGAGAUAUAGCAGCACGCAAUGUUUUAGUUAGUUCACCUACUUGCAUAAAGUUGGCUGAUUUCGGUUUAUCCCGCUGGGUAUCGGAACAAUCGUAUUAUCAUUCCAGUACUUGUAUGCUGCCUAUUAAGUGGAUGGCUCCUGAAUCGAUUAACUUUCGUAGAUUCACCAUUGCCAGUGAUGUUUGGAUGUUUGGCGUCUGUGCCUGGGAGAUUUUGAUGUUGGGUGUUAAACCAUUCCAGGGUAUUAAGAAUAGUGACAUUAUUGCCAAAUUGGAAAAUGGCGAACGUUUACCAUUCCCCAACAAUUGUCCACCCAGAUUGUAUUCCCUACUGUCACAAUGUUGGACCUAUGAGCCCUCGAAACGGCCCAAUUUCAAAAGAAUCAAGGAGACACUUUAUGAAAUUCUCAUUGAAGAACGAGCUGCUGGUUUUGAUUCCAUGAAUAAAGAAAAUUCUGGUUUCUUUUCCAUGGUCAAUAGUAACAGUGAUUUGGAUAUGCCACCCUCGAAACCAUCAAAGACACCACAAUUAGUUGGUGACAACUCGAAAUUUUCUUCCAACGCUGGGGAUAAAAAUUCUAGUGCCCUUAGCCCCCAGACGUAUAUUAUAGCACAAAAUCCCGAAAUAUUGGCACGUCUUAUGAAGGAAAAUGAAAAUCGUGGCAUUAAUCCUGCAGCCUAUACAACACCUGCCUCGAAACCCCGUAAAACCUCCCUUAGCCGUGAUGUGGAAACGCCAAGCCACCACCCACACAACAUCCAACAGACACAUGCUGCCCCAUCAUCAUCGCUGUGUUCAUCGUUGAAUGACAACAUCAACAAUAGUUCUUCCAGUCUAAGUGAAAGCAGUUGUUAUCCACCACCACCACCAUCAUCGACGAAAGCCAAUAAUCAUCUGUCACAUCGUCUAAGCACGAUGGCAAUGAACGAUCGACAAUUAUUGUCCGCUACCGAACAACAACAUCAAAAGAAUAGUCUUAGGCCUAGCCUAAAUCGUAACAAGGAUGCUGUCUACAUAGCCACCACAAAUGUGGUGAAGGCAAUUAUAACUCUGUCACAGGAGGUGGGCGAACACAAGAGUAAUAAUUUCCUGGAAUUGGUUAAGAACAUUGGUUUUGAAUUGCGUAAAUUGUUGCAAUCGGUGGAUCAUUUGUCACCUUUAAUACCAGGCGAAGCCUCAAAAGAAGUGGAAAUGGCCCACAAAGUAUUGCCCAAGGAUAUGCAUGAACUGGUGGCAGCCAUGAAAUUGGCACAACAGUACAGUGAUACUACAUUAGAUGUAGAAUAUAAAAAAGGCAUGUUAUCGGCCGCCCAUGUGCUGGCCAUGGAUGCCAAAAAUCUAUUGGAUGUUGUUGAUAAUAUACGACAGCGUUACGAAUCACUUUUCGUUGAAUAUUUCGAACAAAAUGAACCACCACCAUUAUCUGCGGUGUCUAGCAGUAGUAGUGGUGGUGGUAGAAGUAGCAUUAAUCAAAUGACAGCAACGGCGGCAAGUGGCAAUAUCAACACCAAUACAUCGUCAUCAUCAUCCAACAUGGUUGGUGGGGAAAUAUUAAAUGAAGAUGGUUAUCAAAUAAUGCAAAAUCAUAUAAUGGAACCAUUGUACUCGAAUAGUACUGAUGCUCACAAUACUGUAGUUAAUCAAAAUCUAGUCCAUAAUGCUGAUGAUAUUCUUAUAACAAGGAGAAACUCCACUUUCAAUGUCGACCUUGGAAUGUCGUCAAUAUCAUCAAAUUUUCUAAACGAACACCAAUUGCAACAACAACAACAACAUCAAAAUCCUUUAAAAAUUAUUGAAGAUACUAACACCCACUAAAACCUAACAUAAAUAACUUAGUUGUAAGAUUUCUCUUGUAACCCUAGAGAUUUUGUAUGUGUGCGUGUUUAGACAAGCAAUUUCCAUAACUUUCCCUUCCCACCACUCCCCCACUUAUUCCCUACUUAUCCCCAAUUGGAGCUGCCCUAAUUAUAUAUAUUAAAGAGCAGCAUUAAAAAUAUAGAAUAUCUUCCCAAAUUCUAUGUCUAUCCGAAAUUUCUCAUAAAAUAAUGAAUAGAAUUUUUAACAUAUUUAUUGAAGUAUGCACUAAACAAAAAAACAAAACAAAAAUACAUUAAAAAAACUAAUGGAAAAUUCAA